Messenger RNA from Verticillium alfalfae VaMs.102, 2115 nucleotides. RefSeq names its product G2/mitotic-specific cyclin cdc13. The coding region runs from base 1 to 2115 and encodes 704 amino acids. Gene Ontology annotation, molecular function: cyclin-dependent protein serine/threonine kinase regulator activity. Lineage: Eukaryota; Fungi; Ascomycota; Sordariomycetes; Glomerellales; Plectosphaerellaceae. Gene Ontology annotation, biological process: mitotic cell cycle phase transition; regulation of cyclin-dependent protein serine/threonine kinase activity. The transcript has 3 exons. The record is from RefSeq and is a predicted model, not a curated record. Gene Ontology annotation, cellular component: cyclin-dependent protein kinase holoenzyme complex; cytoplasm; centrosome.
AUGACGAUCACGAGCAAGCAGUCUGGACACCAGCGCCACAAGUCUACAGGCAACCUUCAAGCCGCUUCCCGCAAUGGUGCCCUCCAGGCCGCUGCCAAGCGCACCGUCUUUGGCGAUGUGAGCAAUGUUGUCAAGGGCCUCACUUCGGGCAGCGGCGUUGUCGGCGCUACCAAGGGCAAGAUUACCGUCGCUGCCGAUAAGAACACCCUCAGCACGCAAGCCACGUUUGGGUUUUCCAAGCCCGCACAGCGAUCGAUUGCUCCUUCCCAACCGGCCAAGGGCAAUCUGAAGACGAUGGCCUCAGCUAGCCACAUUGGCAGCCAGAACAAGCUCGCUGUCCACAAUGAUACGCGACUCGACGCGUCGCAGGCUCAAAUCGUGCCUGUGCAGGCCUCGAGACCCAUGACGGCGGAUGGCAAGCUGGUGGGUUCGACGUCAGUCGACACUCUCCAGGGAGAGUCGAUCCUCGAUCCUACAUCUUUUGCACACCUCGCGGCCGAUCACGAAGUUCAGGCCAACCUGGGCAGCAUGUUGGAUGUCGAUCUGAACAUGGCGCCGUCCGUGGACAAUGGCGCUCUUCUCCAUGAUCAAGAAGCCGACCGUGUGGCCCACCUUGUCCCUGCGAAACCCGCUAUGACAACCUUCCAGCCUCGCCACCACAAGUCUCAGCCCCAGCUUAAGAACGAGGCUGUUGUACAACCGCUGCGACGCACGCAGAGCCGGUACCUCGCGCCACAGACGUCCGAGCCUCUCGAUCACGAAGAGUCGAAGUACCUUGACGACGUUACCGAGGCCGCUUACGAGGAUGCCCUCGAACACAUCCUCGAUCAGCAGUUGCAAGGAAUCGAAGGGAACGGCCACUCUGCCAAAGACCGUGGAUACGACGACAAGGCCGCAUCCCAAUACCCUGAGACUGGUGGCGAGACUUCACAUAACUUGGACCAGAACUUGGAUCUCGCUCUGUCUGAGCAAUUGCCUGCUCCUCCCAUGUCGGAACCCGAGGAGUAUUGGGACGAGGUUGAGGAAGAAGAACUCUACGAUGACCAGGGAUACACGACGGCCCACUCCUACAAGUCGCGUGGUGAAAUGACCGUCAGCGGUGCGACUGCCCUCCUUGCUCCCAAGUUUACGGAACUCGUGCAGCGAGAGCUCCAGGCCGCGAAAGAGCAUGUCGAGUACCAUCGCACUCCUGAUGAGGUUGAGGAGGAGUUCUGGGAUGUCUGCAUGGUCGCAGAGUACGGCGAAGAUAUCUUUGAGUAUCUCCAGGAACUCGAGACGCGCAUGAUGCCCGACCCCCAUUACAUGGAUCACCAGUCCGAGAUCCAGUGGUCUAUGCGCUCAGUCCUCAUGGACUGGCUUGUGCAAGUGCAUGCACGCUUCAGUCUCCUUCCGGAAACUCUUUUCCUGACGGUCAACUUUAUCGACCGCUUCUUGACGUUCAAGGCGGUUUCUAUCGGCAAGCUCCAGCUUGUUGGUGCCACCGCAUUGCUGCUUGCAUCCAAGUAUGAAGAGAUCAACUGCCCCUCGCUUGAGGAGAUUGUCUUCAUGGUUGAUGGGUCGUACGCCGUCGAGGAGAUCCUGAAGGCGGAGCGCUUCAUGCUGAGCAUGCUAGGCUUCGAGCUGGGAUGGCCUGGUCCAAUGAGCUUCCUCAGACGCAUUAGCAAAGCCGACGAUUACGAUCUGGAGACACGCACCCUAGCCAAGUACUUCCUCGAAGUAACCAUCAUGGACGAGCGCUUCGUGGCAAGCCCACCUAGCUUCCUGGCGGCAGGCGCCCACUGCCUGUCCCGCAUGAUUCUGAAGAAGGGCGACUGGUCCCAGGCCCAUGUUCACUACUCGGGAUACACAUGGAGUCAAUUGAAGUCGCUCGUGCGCCUUAUCCUCUCCUGCUGCGAGUCGCCUCGCGAGCACCACGCGGCUGUCUUUGAGAAGUAUGUCGACAAGAGAUACAAGCGGGCGGCCGAGUACGUCCAGAUUGAACUUAAGAAGGGCUUCACUGUCCCCUUACGGUCACCCACCGGCCAUCCCUCCCCGUUGAUGGACCUUGGCUGCUACGAGAACGAGCUAGGCGCCUUCAACUAUCCGGCUAAGACAGGCCAGCUCAUCAACGCAUGA